This is a messenger RNA of Dovyalis caffra, 1518 nucleotides long. Lineage: Eukaryota; Viridiplantae; Streptophyta; Magnoliopsida; Malpighiales; Salicaceae. The record is from the annotation of a GenBank genome assembly.
AUGAAGACGGUGGUGCCACUUCUGCAAAGCCAUUCAACACCACCGUGGACAUGGAAAUUCUUCAACAACAACUACAAAACCCUGGUAACUACCCCUUCUUUACCUCUCUGUUUUCGCCACCCAGCAGCCCAUGCCAUCUCCCAGAGCCAAGACUACUCUACAAAACACACAACGCUUCUGGUUGAGAGCUUUCAUGAACACAAGAGGCUCAAGUCCUUGCUCGACAACCUCAAAAACAACCAAAACCCUUUGCAACUGCUUCAACAGGAUGGAGAUUGGUCCAGAGAUCACUUCUGGGCUGUCAUCAAAUUCCUUAAACAUUCUGGAAGAUCCAAUCAGAUUCUUCCGGUGUUUCAUAUGUGGAGGGACACGGAGAAAACAAGAAUUAAUGAGUUCAAUUACGAGAAGAUUGUAGGGUUGUUAGGCGAAGAGGGUCUAAUGGAAGAUGCAGUUUCUGCAUUUUUGGAAAUGAAAAGUUUUGGUCUCUGCCUAUCCUUACAGGUUUACAAUUCAAUAAUUCAUGGUUAUGCAAGAAAUGGAAAGUUUGAUGAUGCUUUGUUUUACCUUAAGCACAUGAAAGAAAUGAAUUUGCGUCUGGAAAGUGAUACUUAUGAUGGGUUGAUCGAAGCUUAUGGGAAGUAUAGAAUGUAUGAUGAGAUGGGUAUGUGUCUGAAGAAGAUGGAGCUGGAUGGGUGUUCACCGGAUCGCUAUACUUAUAAUUUGCUUAUCCAAGAGUUUGCGCGAGGUGGACUGCUGACAAGAAUGGAAAGGAUAUAUCAGUCUAUGCGAACCAAAAGGAUGAAGUUGCAGUCUUCUACUUUGAUUUCGAUGCUUGAGGCAUAUGCUAGUUUCGGGAUCGUGGAGAAGAUGGAGAAGAUUUUAAGAUGGACAUGGAACUCAAAAGUCACUGUAAAGGAUGAGUUGGUCAGGAAAUUAGCUGGGGUUUAUAUUGCAAACUACAUGUUUUCGAGACUACACGACUUGGCUGUUGAUCUUACUUCUAGAACUGGUCAGACCGAUAUUGUUUGGUGCCUACACCUCCUUUCUCAUGCUUGUCUUUCGAGUCGAAGAGGCAUGGAUGCUGUUGUUAGGGAGAUGGAAGAUUCAAAUGCUUGUUGGAAUGUGACAGUUGCAAACAUUAUCUUGCUAGCAUGUUUGAAGAUGAAAGAUUUCACCCGCUUGAGGAUCUUAUUCUCUAGGUUACCAGAAUGUCGCGUGGAGCCUGAUAUGGUUACUUUUGGAAUUCUUCUUGAUGCAGAGGAAAUUGGUUUUAAUGGAAAAGAGAUUUUAGAGAUGUGGAGAAAGGUGGGUUUUCUUUAUAGACAUGUAGAAAUGCACACUGAUCCUUUGGUUCUCUCUGCUUUUGGUAAGGGGAGGUUCCUCAGAAGCUGUGAAGAGGCCUACUCUUCCCUGGAACCUAGUGCUAGAGAAAAGAAAAGGUGGACUUACAUCAAUUUCAUAAAUUUAGUGACUAAAGAAAAGCAAAGGGAAAAGCAGCUUCAAAUGAAUGGAAGUUGA